AUGCAACUGCACCCAGACAGAUAUAAAACCUGUGUUCAUUCAUAUUGUAAAAUCUUUGAGAGAACAUCUUGGCAUAGUGUAACAGGCAUGUUGCUAAUUCUGAGUUCUCUUUUUAUUACAUUUGUUGAUGUUCUUAUUAUUCUUGAGGACUAUGCAGAUAGUCCUUAUUUUUUCAGUUCAUAUGAUAACAAGGCUUUGAUAUACUUCAAAAUUUCUUUUUCUCAGAUUCUUGGUGCUGACAGAGUAUGCUAUGGCUUUGAACAUUCUGAAGUGGAUCCUGAACUAAAAGUCAUGACAAUGCGGACCAGAAAUCUUACUUUUUCUAACACCGUCAGUAUGGAUGAGCGUUUAGUUUAUGUCCCAGAUCCUGCUGAUGAUGAGAAAACAAUUCUUCGUCAAGAAACUAUAAUAACUGUCAAAGGUGUACCACUAACUUCAUAUAUGGAAAAUUAUCUUCUGAACAGUAUAUCUAAAAACUCCUUCAAGGGUCGUGAUGCCAUGGAGUUUGUGAUCAGCAAGAUAAACAGAGAAGUUGAAGAGCUUAUGACAACUUACAAGCGUAGUACAACUGAAAUAUUUUCGCAGACAAGACGGUCUAUUGGGGAGAUUACUGAGUCAGCUCUCAGAUCAGUUGAUGACAUCUCCUUUGCUGCGAAAAAGUCUGUCGAUGGAUUAUCAGACGUAUACAAAAAGUCCAUUGAUGAUAUUUCUAUUGCUGCCAAGAAGGGCAUUGAUGAGAUUCACAGCUUUACUCAACCUAAUGAACCAAUGCCAAGGAUUUGAUAUAUGUUUAGGAAUAUUAGGAAUUUUUCAAUUGUAUAUAUUAAACAGCUUUUAGUUGGUACUGAAAACAAAA
Molecule: messenger RNA, 856 nt
Organism: Penaeus vannamei (Pacific white shrimp)
Lineage: Eukaryota; Metazoa; Arthropoda; Malacostraca; Decapoda; Penaeidae
Source: RefSeq, a predicted model, not a curated record